This is a messenger RNA of Oryctolagus cuniculus (rabbit), 984 nucleotides long. NCBI's taxonomy places the organism in Eukaryota, Metazoa, Chordata, Mammalia, Lagomorpha, Leporidae. The record is from RefSeq and is a predicted model, not a curated record.
CUCGGUUCUGCUCCGUCUCCCCAGGCUGUUUGCAGGUCUGGCGGGGGGCCGGGCGGAGGCGGCGGCGGCGGCGGCGGCGGUGGGCGAUGCCCGGGCGGCCCGCCCAGGUCCAUGUGGCACUCUAGGUGGGAUGCUGGCGUCCUGAAGGCCGAGGCCCUGGCCCUCCUCCCCUGCGGCCUGGGCAUGGCCUUCUCCCAGUCGCACGUGAUGGCCGCCCGGCGACACCAGCACAGCCGGCUCCUCGUGGAGGUGGACGAGUACAGCUCCAACCCCACCCAGGCCUUCACCUUCUACAACAUCAACCAGGGCCGCUUCCAGCCUCCGCACGUGCAGAUGGUGGACCCGGUGCCUCACGAUGCUCCCAAGCCGCCAGGCUACACCCGCUUCGUCUGUGUUUCCGACACCCACUCGAGGACGGACCCCAUCCAGAUGCCGUAUGGCGACGUGCUGAUCCACGCCGGCGACUUCACCGAGCUGGGGCUGCCGAGCGAGGUGAAGAAGUUCAACGAGUGGCUCGGUAGGUCCCGCCCACCCAGGCUGUGCGUGCCCCAGGACGAGAUAGGUUGUGCCUGCCAAGGUCCCGCCCGCCCGGGAUGUGAUAAGUUGCAUUUGCCCGGGGCUGGGUGUGGCCCAGGAAGCGAUAGGUCUUACCUGCCCUGGGCCGCCUGUGCCAGGAAGUGGUGGGUCCUGCCCACUGGUCCCGCCAACCCGGGCCACACGUGCCCCCGGGAAGUGAAUGGUCCCAGCUGCCAGGGCCCCGUGCAGGCUGCCCCUUCGGCCUGGCGGUCUCUCCUCUCUGCCCACGAAGCCGUCUCUUGGGCCUUUGUCUGCACCUGCCUGAGGAGCCUUCCCCGGUCAGACCAGGACGUGACCCCUCUCUCCUGUCCCCCCGCCCCGGGCCCCAUCCCCCGCCCCGCACACCCUGGCACCGCCUGCUGCGGCCGUGACUGCCCGUUGGUGGGAGUGUAGGACCUGGGGCUUGGC